CAGGCUGCGGGAGGUGGACGUGCGCAUCGUUGGCCUGGACAGCUGCCGCAGGCUCCACCACCCAGAGCCCGUCACCAAGGAGAUGCUCUGUGCUGGCUCCGUGCAGGGCCGAAAGGGAUUCUGUGAGGGCGACUCCGGGGGCCCCCUGGUCUGUCUGCUCAGGGACAGGCGCUGGGUGCAGGCAGCGGUGGUGAGCUUCAGCAGGGGCUGUGCUGAGCCCGGACUCCCGGGGGUGUACGCCAGGGUCUCUGCCUACCGGGCCUGGAUCCAGCGCCACCUGCGCCCGCGGAGGAACUUCCGCAGGGGCUGACCCCGCCCCUCCAAUCUGUCUGCCGUUCUUACGUCUCUCUCCCACGUUCCUGUGCACCCCUUCCCCCCUCUGUCCUUGCCUCUCGCACUCAUCCAUCCCCCCCACCCCGCUCUGUGCCCCUUGUUCCCACCCACCCCCAUGUGGCCAGCUGACCACGGGAGCCCAAGUCCUGGCUCUAGAGGAGAGAAGGGGGAAGGGGGGCUGGCAGUUUGCCUUGCACCUGUUUAAGGCAAAGAGCCAGGGCCAGGAUGGAAGCACAGGUUGGGGGUGGGGGAU
Messenger RNA from Ailuropoda melanoleuca (giant panda), 586 nucleotides. RefSeq names its product serine protease 30-like. Lineage: Eukaryota; Metazoa; Chordata; Mammalia; Carnivora; Ursidae. Gene Ontology annotation, biological process: proteolysis. Gene Ontology annotation, molecular function: serine-type endopeptidase activity. Bases 83 to 310 code for a protein of 75 amino acids. The transcript is spliced from 2 exons. The record is from RefSeq and is a predicted model, not a curated record.